Hydractinia symbiolongicarpus is the source of this 2787-nucleotide messenger RNA. RefSeq lists its product as uncharacterized. The record is from RefSeq and is a predicted model, not a curated record. The transcript has 2 exons. The coding region runs from base 875 to 2401 and encodes 508 amino acids. NCBI's taxonomy places the organism in Eukaryota, Metazoa, Cnidaria, Hydrozoa, Anthoathecata, Hydractiniidae. Gene Ontology annotation, molecular function: ubiquitin-protein transferase activity.
UUUAACGUAAAGUGGUAAAGUGCACAUGGAUUUUAUGGACUCUUCUAUCGUUGAUUUGACGUGGAUGAUCUAUAAAUUGACGUGGAGUGGCACAACAUAUUAAUCGCUGUCCUAGGAUCGGCAUUUUCCUAUCUCUGGAUGUGGGCAAGGGCGCAGUGUUCUGAUCUGCAAAUUAGAGCCCUGGAACACUAGAACGGAAUUCUUAGAAAGUUACUUCUCAGAACUCACAGAAAAUGGCAGCUGCAGCCGGAAGCUUUGAAAAGGUGAAAACUUUCCUUGAGUCCAGAGGUAGGAAAGGAGUAUUUGUUGAAUUCGUUCAUCCUGAACAAAAUUGACGAUAAUGUGGCUCCUCAAGUUGAACAACAAAAGCUUGUGGAGCUAGGGUUGGCGUAUGGAGAUAUAUUAUCAUAUCGGCUGAUAUUUGCACUCCCUGUGGUUGAAGAGAAGUCCUAUCAUGAAAAGGCAGAUGAACUAAGAAAAAUAUUGAAAAGAGCCCACUCUGGGAAAUAUGAUAUUCAUAACCAUCCGAUAACUGUAAGGGAAACCUACAAAGUUAAUGUUGAAUUGAAGUGUAAAGAUAAGUUAUCAAAAUAUAAAAUGGAAAACAACCAGAGUUAUUUGACACUAUUUAAUCAAUCUACAAAAUACCCUGAGCUACAUGACGAAAUACGUAAACACUAUGAUAUACCACAGAAAGAUCAAACAUUUGUUGGUAAUUAUAACGGUCACUUUCUGGAGCAAGAUUUCGUUGAUAUAGAAACAUAUGGUUUGAGUUGUAGAGACAAAAAAAAAAGGAAUACAAGUAUAUUUAUACUAUCCUAAAUCAUUUGCGAAGUUGGAGUUUUCAAAUUUGUGCAAUAAGUCAUAUUCAAGCAUGUUUGAAUUAGAUACAGAAAUUAUUGGACCAGAAGAAACAGUAAUAUCAUCUGCAUGGGCAGAAGGUACCUCAACAAUUACUGUGCCACCCAGCUUACCAGGAUCGAAUUUUGUUGACAGAAGUAUAUGCAGUGUUUGUUCUUGUACGUAUAUUGGUAGCUGUCUACGCUGUGAGCAAAAUGAAAGUUACACAGCAACUUUGCUAGCAGAUCAAACAGACAACAUUAUGACAGAGGAUACUUUUUUAGCAUCACCCGAUCCAGAUGCUGUGACAAAUACUGCCAAAACUGACAUAGAUGUAAACAUAGAAAAUUCUACUCUUUGUGAUUUGAGAUUGAGACAUUUUUCAAGAAACACACAAAAACCAGUGAGAUAUAGACAUUCAAUUGGCUCACCCUCAUUGUCUCUUCAACUAGAAUCAACAGAGAACAGUUCAGCAUUUGGUGAUGAUGAAGUGAAUCGUUUUAUGGAAAAUUAUGAGACAGAUAAUUUUGAUAAUGCUACUCCACAGUUUGAAGAAACAGAAACUGAUUCUAUCGCAUUUAUGCAAAACUGUGAAAGCUACUUCACCAAUUUACCAAAAAUAAACACAAAGCAUAUCAUCAAACAACGAGAUUCACAGCGUUUUUGGCCUGUAUUAUUACGUCAAAAUUUUGAUCUUUCGUCUGAAAAAAUAGCUAUCAGAUUUGCAGGUGAACCCGGUGCUGAUGCAGGUGGACCGCUGCGCGAAUUUUACUCAUUGUCAAUGAGACGGUUUACCACUAUCCCUGGGGUAUUUUUCGGAGAUGACAAAGGAUUUUGUUUCAAAUUAAUGCCAGAUGGUGUAUUAAAAAAAGUAUAUUACAAGCUUGGGCAGUUAACAGGUGCAUCUAUUAUACAUGUUGGAAGAGGUCCCGAAUGUUUCUCUGAGCUCAUUUUCAAUGCAUUGUAUGAUUUGCCAUAUCCUGAUAAAAUAACACCAAUAAAUGAUGCAGAAUUCAAGUAUAAAUUGGAUAAACUUGAGAGUGGCGAGAAUGAAGAUCUACUUGAUUUGAACAUUGUUCCUGUACCUGAUAUCGAACAAAACAAGCAAGUUUUUUCAAUCAGUUAUUUAGUGAUGAAAAAUCGUGCUGCAAUAUCACAAUUUGGAGAAGGACUAAAAAGUAUAUGUCCAGAAUUUAUGUUACAAUCCAAUUGUCACACUAUGAAAGCUUUUUUAUUGCCAGAUGAAAAGAUCUUAACUCUUGAUGAGCUUCUUGUUAUUCUAUGCUUUCGCAACGUCGAAGAAAUUGGUUCUAAUUUACACCGUGAUAUUUCCAAUGCCAUUUGUGACUGUGAGCUGUUUUUAGCUGAUGUUGCUAAUGGAAACUAUGAUGAGAUAUCUCUUAAAGACAUACUGUUUUUAUUCACUGGAAUGGAUAAAAUUCCAAGAAAGGGUUUGGAUAAAAACAUUGAUAUUUUUUUAACUGUGAUUUCAACUUUACAAAAAUUUCUACAUGUGGACUUAAUGCUACUCUACCAACAAAAAAAGUUGAGCAUAAUCUGAAGAUUGCUGCUAAAUUCGGAGGGACUGGAUUUGGUGUUGUUUAAAAUAUUCGUGUUUUGUAUCAUAUAUUAUUGAAAAAAUGUUUUUAGUCUUUUUUUAAAUGAAAAUUUUGUUAUCAAGUUUUUUGGUAAUCACUUUUUUUAGGACUCUUUAGGAUUCUUUAGGACUUUUUAGUGUAACCUUAUAACCCCCAAGAGAUCUCAGUUCUUCAUAUACGUUUUAUUGAAAUUUUUUUGAAUUUGUUAAAGUGCUCCCAGUGAAAACGAGCGAAUUUCGCCUCUUUUAUGAUAUUGGAAAAUUUAUUGAUUGUUAUUCUCAUGAUUUAUAUGUGAUAUUUUGUUUGGAUAUGUUAUGUUUCAUCAAAGAGACUUAUAAAUGUUUCUUUU